GGCUCUUCUCCCUUCGGUGUAUGUUAGCUGAAGUUUGCUGUAGGCUAAUGAAGCGAAAAGAAACCUAGUAACAUUGGCGCAUAACCAAAGAUACAUUGUAUAUCUCCGCUAAUGUCACCAUAAUGUAGUCAGCCAUUUUAGGCUACUGCAGGACAGUUGUACAGGAUAUCUCAAAAUUUGACCGCAUGUCAUUCAAAACAUAGCCAGCAUGGGGACGUUAGGUCAGUGAUCAUCGUUUGUUAAUCUUCACAAAUUUUGAUGGCACGCUAGAAAUGUUUACGAUGACGCUGACAUUUUACUCACUCAGAUCGUAGCCCAACAGGAAGGGAACGAUCAGAGGUUUAACCAACAUGUUUGCGAGAAGUCUUAGCUGACAUAAGAUUUAAAACACAAGUUGUUUUGGAUUGUAAACGCAGAAUGGUCACAUUAGUGUGACAGAUUUUUCUCAUCUUGAGCAAUUCGUCUUUUCAUUGUCGACACGACAGUAAAAGGAGUUUAGCUACCCUCCUUAAAAGUUACGAACGUUCUGGUUCCGAGAAGUGUCAUAGCGAGAUCGCUGGGUUGCUACAGAUCCUCGACUGUUAGGGCAAUGGGUGCCCUGCGUUUAUUUACCGGCAUAAUGGGCAGGAUCAGUACUUUUAGAUCCUACCAAAUCGUCCUCCUUCUUGCAGCUGCCUUGGCAGUUGUUGCAUUCUAUUAUUUCGGGUCAGAGAGACAGAAUUUCUCCAGCACGACCAAGCGCAUCAAACAGACCCAGGCAAGCCACAACGCCAAUCGCAACGACGCUGACCUGUCGCUGGACACCAGGUUGUUGCACGCCGAGGAAAAAGCGGGGUCUGCUGGGGAAGGCGAGGAAGGUAGGGCGAGGAGGACUCACAGCCAGCCCGAGGAGAUGCAGCGUUACCAUGCGCUGAUGAUGUUCACCAAGGUGGACAAGAACAGGGGCCUUCAGGCCAAAUUCCAGGUGGCGAUGCGUUCAAUGGCCAAACACGGGCGCUUUCUGGAAGAGGAGGUACUCGUGCUUCACUUUGUGAGUGAUGAGGCGAGCCAGGAGCUGGGCAAGCAGUUGCUCCCUGAGCUGCUUCUGGAUGCCUCCUUCAAGUAUGAGGGCACUUGA
Alosa alosa (allis shad) is the source of this 1117-nucleotide messenger RNA. It is a transcript of the gene xxylt1, whose product is annotated as xyloside xylosyltransferase 1. The record is from RefSeq and is a predicted model, not a curated record. The coding region runs from base 590 to 1117 and encodes 175 amino acids. The transcript has 2 exons. Gene Ontology annotation, molecular function: UDP-xylosyltransferase activity. NCBI's taxonomy places the organism in Eukaryota, Metazoa, Chordata, Actinopteri, Clupeiformes, Clupeidae.